Pseudopodoces humilis (Tibetan ground-tit) is the source of this 4887-nucleotide messenger RNA. It is a transcript of the gene PAPPA, whose product is annotated as pappalysin 1. Gene Ontology annotation, biological process: cell surface receptor signaling pathway; proteolysis. Gene Ontology annotation, molecular function: metalloendopeptidase activity. The record is from RefSeq and is a predicted model, not a curated record. Lineage: Eukaryota; Metazoa; Chordata; Aves; Passeriformes; Paridae.
AUGCAGCUCUGGAGUUUGCUGCUGCCUCUUGCGCUUCUCUGUACAGCCCUAGCCAGUGGACCCGAAUGUGGGAUGGACGAGCGCUCCCGCAGGGCACGAAGGGACACCAGGCACAGCCGCCAGCUCCUCCACACUGCCCCGGGCACCUGUGCCACCAGGUUAGCCCGAGGAAGGCGCUCCACUGCUGGGCUGGAGCCUGGGCAUGUCCCCCGCAGGAGGCAACAGCGGGAGGUAAAGGACGAAGAGGAGUCCCUUACCCCGAGCAGGGCGCUCUAUUUCAGUGGCCAAGGUGAUCAGCUGCGGCUCAAGGCAGACGUAGAGCUGCCCCGAGAUGCCUUCACUUUGCAAGUGUGGCUGAAAGCCGAAGGCGGACAGAGAUCUCCGGCUGUCAUUGCAGGACUGUAUGACAAAUGUUCUUACACCUCCCGUGACCGAGGCUGGGUCCUGGGGAUUAACACCGUCAGUGACCAGGGGAACAGAGACCCCCGCUAUUUCUUCUCGCUGAAGACAGACCGUGCUCGCAAAGUCACCACCAUUGCAGCACAUCGCAGCUACCUCCCCAACCAGUGGGUGCAUCUGGCUGCCACCUACGACGGGCGCCUGAUGAGACUCUACGUGAACGGUGCCCAGGUGGCCACAAGCGGAGAGCAAGUGGGCAGCAUCUUCAGUCUGCUGACCUUGAAGUGCAAGGUGCUCAUGCUGGGAGGAAAUGCCCUGAACCAGAACUAUCGGGGUUACGUGGAGCACUUCAGCCUCUGGAGGACAGCCCGGUCUCAAAAGGAGAUCUUGUUGGACAUGGAGCAGGCGAGUCACAGGCAAGACACGUCCCUACCUCAGCUCGUUCUUCAAGACAGUUUACUGAAUGUGAAAAGCACCUGGUCUCCCAUGAAGGAUGGCAGCAGCCCUCAGACCAAGUUCAGCUACCACCACGGCUAUUUGCUGGACACCAGCCUGGACCCUCCUCUCUGCGGGCAGACGGUGUGCGACAACACGGACGUCAUCGCCAGCUACAACAAACUGCCCAGGUUCCGCCGCAACAAAACCGUGCGCUACCGUGUGGUGAAUCUGUACGACGACAAACAUCAGAACCCCACUGUCAGCCAGCAGCAGAUCGAGUUCCAGCAUCAGCACCUCAACGAGGCUUUCAGCCGCUACAACAUCACCUGGGAGCUGGAGGUGCUGGAGGUGAGGAACUCUUCCCUUCGCCACCGGCUCAUCCUGGCCAACUGCGACAUCAGCAAGAUUGGGGAUGAGAACUGUGACCCCGAGUGCAACCACACGCUGACGGGGUACGAUGGCGGGGACUGCCGGCACGUCCGCCACACGCUCUUCAACAAGAAGAAGCAGAACGGGGUGUGUGACAUGGAUUGUAAUUACGAGAGGUACAACUUCGAUGGGGGGGAGUGCUGCAACCCAGAGAUAACAGAAGUCACCAAGACCUGCUUUGACCCAUAUUCUCCUUACAGGGCAUACUUGGAUGUCAAUGAACUUAAGAACAUACUUAAACUGGAUGGAUCCACACACCUCAACAUCUUUUUUGCCAAUUCCUCUGAGGAAGAGCUGGCUGGAGUGGCAACUUGGCCCUGGGACAAAGAAGCCUUGAUGCAUCUAGGUGGCAUCGUGCUGAAUCCCUCCUUCUAUGGAAUCCCUGGCCACACACACACCAUGAUCCACGAAAUUGGGCACAGCCUGGGGCUCUACCACGUCUUCCGAGGCAUCUCCGAGAUCCUGUCCUGCAGCGACCCGUGCAUGGAAACAGAGCCCUCCUUCGAGACUGGGGACCUGUGCAGUGACACCAACCCUGCCCCUAAGCACAAGCUGUGUGGGGACCCUGGGCCUGGCAAUGACACCUGUGGCUUCCACAGUUUCCUGAACACCCCCUUCAGUAACUUCAUGAGUUAUGCAGAUGAUGACUGCACCGACUCCUUCACGCCCAACCAGGUGGCCAGGAUGCACUGCUACCUGGACCUCGUCUACCAGAGCUGGCAGCCCACCAAGAAACCGGCUCCCGUCGCAAUUGCCCCGCAGAUUGUGGCUCGCACCUCCGCCUCUGUCACCCUGGAGUGGUUUCCACCCAUCGAUGGCCACUUCUUUGAAAGAGAAGUGGGAUCAGCAUGUGAUCUGUGUGCAGAAGGAAGAGUCCUGGUGCAAUAUGCCUUCAGUGCCUCUUCUCCCAUGCCCUGCGACCCCUCGGGGCACUGGAGCCCACGGGAGGCAGAAGGUCACCCUGAUGUUGAGCAGCCCUGCAAAUCCAGUGUCAGGACGUGGAGUCCCAAUUCAGCCGUAAACCAACACACGGUUCCCCCAGCCUGCCCUGAGCCCCAGGGCUGCUACCUGCAGCUGGAAUUUCGCUAUCCCCUGACUCCAGAGUCCCUCACGGUCUGGGUGACAUUUGUUUCCCCGGACUGGGACUCCAGUGGAGCAGUGAAUGACAUCAAGCUGCUCACCGUCAGCGGGAAGAACAUUUCGCUCGGGCCGCAGAACGUCUUCUGUGACAUCCCCCUGACCAUAAAGCUGGACGUGGGACAAGUGGGAGAGGAGGUGUAUGGGAUCCAGAUCUACACCUUGGAUGAGCACCUGGAAAUUGACGCUGCCAUGCUGAGCUCUGUCCCCCACAGCACCCUGUGCUCAGGCUGCAAACCCAUCCAGUACAAAGUGGUCCGGGACCCCCCUUUCCCGUCUGGAUCUCCAGUGGUCAUCUCAAACCUCAGCAGGAGAUUUGUUGACACGGAGCUGAGCGACAGAACCACGUACAGAUACCAGGUGGUCAUUGUGUCCGGGAUGGAGGAGAGCGAGCCAUCCCCCACCCUCAUUUAUAUCUCUGGGAGUGGAUACUGUGGAGAUGGGAUUAUCCAAAUAGAACUGGGGGAAGAGUGUGAUGACAUGAACAAGAUAAACGGUGAUGGCUGUUCCCUGUUCUGCCUGCAGGAGCUGUCCUUUAAUUGCAUCGAUGAACCCAGCAGGUGCUAUUUCCACGAUGGAGAUGGAGUCUGUGAGGAAUUUGAGCAAAUGACCAGCAUCAAAGACUGCGGCGUUUACACUCCCAAAGGCUUCCUGGAUCAGUGGGCUUCCAACGUCUCUGUCUCACACCACAGUGACCAGCAGUGCCCAGGGUGGGUGGUCAUUGGUCAGCCAGCAGCAACCCAGAUGUGUCGAACCAAGGUGAUCGACUUGAAUGAUGGUGUCUCCCAGUACGCCUGGUAUCCCUGCACAGCCAACUUCCAGUACUCCCACAUGACACAGACCACUUUCUGGCUGAAGGCUUAUUUUUCCCAGCCUAUGGUGGCAGCAGCAGUCCUUGUUCACUUGGUCACUGAUGGGACCUACUACCUGGACCAGAAGCAGGAGACCAUCGGUGUGCAGCUGUUUGACACCAAAGAGCAAAGCCAUGAUCUUGGUGUCCACGUCCUGAGCUGCAGGAACAAUCCCCUGAUUAUCCCCGUCAUCCAUGACCUCAGUCACCCUUUUUAUCACACCCAGGCUGUCCUCAUUAGCUUCAGCUCCCAGUUUGUGGCCAUCUCCGGGGUGGCCCUGCGUUCCUUCCACAACUUCGACCCCAUCACCAUCAGCAGCUGCCAGCAAGGACAGACCUACAGCCCUGCGGAGCAGAGCUGUGUCCACUACUCCUGCGAAUCCACCGAGUGCCAGAGGCUGGAGAUUGAGAACGCGGUGCUGAACUGCACCGGCGGCACCAGCUGGGACAACGGCGCCCAGUGCAACGUCAGCUGCAGGACUGGCUACGUCCUGCAGAUCCACAGAGAUGAUGAGCUCGUCAAGAGCCAGACGGAGUCUAGCGUCACCAUGACUUGCAUGGAUGGGAAGUGGAACAAGCAGGUGACGUGUGAGCCCGUGGACUGUGGUGUCCCAGACCAGUACCACGUGUACCCAGCCACCUUCAACUGCAGCGAGGGGACCACCUUUGGCAAGAAAUGCUCCUUCACUUGCCGACCUCCUGCUCUGCUGAAAGGAAACAACAGCAACUUGACCUGCAUGGAGGACGGGCUGUGGUCCUUUCCUGAAGCCCUGUGUGAGCUGAUGUGUCGAGCACCCUCCAUCGUCCCCAACGCGGAUCUCCAGACCUCUCGCUGCCGAGAAGACAAGCACAAAGUGGGCUCAUUCUGCAAGUACAAAUGCAAACCAGGUUACCACGUCCCUGGAUCCUCCAGGAAAUCAAGAAAGCGAGCCUUUAAGAUCCAGUGCACUCAAGAUGGCACGUGGCUGCCAGGCGCCUGUGUGCCCGUCACCUGUGACCCUCCACCUUCCAAGUUCCACGGGCUCUACCAGUGCUCCAACGGCUUCCAGUUCAACAGCGAGUGCCGAAUCAAGUGUGAGGAUGAUGACAGCCAGUCGGGCCGUGGGAGCAACGUGAUCCACUGCCGGAAAGAUGGCACCUGGAGCGGGUCCUUCCACCUGUGCAGGGAGAUGCAGGGACAGUGUGCUCUGCCCACCCAGCUCAACAGCCACCUGAAGCUGCAGUGCGCUGGUGGCUACGGCAUAGGCACAGAGUGUACCACCUCCUGUCUGGAUCACAGUCACGAGCCCAUCCUCCUGCGUGUGAACGAGACCGUGCAAGACAUCCAGCACUGGAUGAACCCUCAGAGAGUGAAGAGUGUUGUCUGCACGGCAGGACUCAAGUGGUACCCUCACCCUUCCCUGAUUCAUUGUGUUAAAGGCUGUGAGCCUUUCAUGGGGGACAACUACUGUGACUCCAUCAACAACAGAGCUUUCUGCAACUAUGAUGGUGGGGACUGCUGCGCCUCAACAGUCAAGACCAAAAAGGUGACACCAUUUCCUAUGUCCUGUGACCUACAAGGAGAGUGUGCUUGCAGGGACCCCAAUGCCCAAGAGCACAACCAGAAAGAUCUCCGUGGCUUCAGUCUUGGGUAA